Molecule: messenger RNA, 699 nt
Organism: Mycena citricolor
Lineage: Eukaryota; Fungi; Basidiomycota; Agaricomycetes; Agaricales; Mycenaceae
Source: the annotation of a GenBank genome assembly
AUGAGCACCAGGAUGGCUGCCAGCGCUGAGCUGCACUCCAUUUCCCAUGACCCCACCAAGGAUAUAGACGUCUACAUUCAAGCUGUAGGAGAUGCAGUGAAGAAACUGGCUGCCAUGGGUGUUUCCAUCGAUUCCACCAUCCACAAAGAUGUCCUGCUCAUGAAUCUUCACCCAGCCUUCCACACAGUCCGCACCAUCCUCCUUGCACGCUCUCCUGAGCCCAAACUCGAAGACUGCAUCACCCAGCUUGCCAGCUCAAGCUCAGACCCUGGAGUGGUUCUCAAAAUCGAAGAUGGCAAUAUUUCGAGCCUGGCCCUGGCUGCAUCGGCGCCACGUCGAGGCACAGCAUCUGCCACGUCAUCAUACACCUCCCCCAUCACUGGCAGCAUUGCCCAGGACAGAUUUCCGCUGGAUUCCCAAGGUUUUCGUUGGUGUGACCCUACCACCAGGGGCUGCCAUCGCUGUGGACGCACUGGCCACAUUGCUCACACGUGCAUGCACACCAUGCCCACCUUUGUCAAGGACUGGAUCCUGGCUAAUGGCAAGAGCAGCUCCGCUUCUGCAGCUAUCUCUGCUGCACUGGAGGCUGGUCUGACCAGGGAGAGCUUCUUUGAGAUGUGGGAUGAGUUCCAGAUGUCCAAUGAAGCGGAGAUUGGUGGAGGGCCUAGUGGACCAUUCCUGUCUCCAAGACGGACUUAG